UUCAAUGGACCAAAAAAAGAAGAGAAUCCUGGGCCAAUCCCUUCCCAUCCCCACCUUCCAGUCCAGGAAGAAAAGGACACCAAUGAUGUCUUUCUUUUCUAAGGUGUCUGGGAAACUGAGGCUCCAGAAUCGGGAAUCUCUGAAGAAGGUGAUUUUCAUCUUUGCAGAAAGAGCCCAAGACUCCAGUGCUAAAAAGCGUCACAUGGCAAUGAAAGGACUAGGCACCCUGACCUGUGAAUCCCCGAAUAAGGUGAAAAAGUAUAAGAAAAUGGUCUUAGGCCUGCUGGUGCAUGGGCUGUAUGAUCCUGUGAGUUCUGACGUCAUCCAUGAAAGUAUGAAGAUACUGAGCAUCUUUCUGGGCAAGAUCCAGGGGAAAGGUUUGGGCUCCUUCUUCAUUGACAUCACUCUUCAGACCAGGACUCUAUUAGAUGAUGAGGAUGACAACCUGAGAUAUUCAGCCUUUGUCUUGUUUGGGCAAUUGGCUGCCUUUGCUGGGAAGAAAUGGAAGAAAUUUUUCACCGCUCAAGUUAAGCAGACCCGAGAUUCCCUCCGGGUCCAUUUAUGGGAUAGAAAUCCUCAAGUUGCCAAGGCUUGCAAAACAACUCUCCAAGCCUGUUCCCCAUAUCUGAGACUAAGGAAGGAAUACAGCUUCCAGAGUGAAGAAGAACAGCGGAACCCUAAACUCUGCCGGCAGCUGAGCCACUACCAUCCAGAGCUUCUGCAGUUCUUCUAUGCAAAUAAGAUUAUGUGAACUCAGAGCAGCGGGGAAAUGGUUCUACGUGAGCUCACUGCUGAG
Molecule: messenger RNA, 796 nt
Organism: Chrysochloris asiatica (Cape golden mole)
Lineage: Eukaryota; Metazoa; Chordata; Mammalia; Afrosoricida; Chrysochloridae
Gene: MRO
Product: maestro
Exons: 6
Coding region: 5-751 (248 amino acids)
Cellular component (GO): cytoplasm
Source: RefSeq, a predicted model, not a curated record